Molecule: messenger RNA, 3171 nt
Organism: Ochotona curzoniae (black-lipped pika)
Lineage: Eukaryota; Metazoa; Chordata; Mammalia; Lagomorpha; Ochotonidae
Product: maestro heat-like repeat family member 5
Exons: 26
Coding region: 1-3171 (1056 amino acids)
Cellular component (GO): cytoplasm
Source: RefSeq, a predicted model, not a curated record
AUGUCAAGCCGGUUCAGUGAGACUUUCUCCUUGAUGCCAUGGAGGUCCAGCUCCCACCCACUGUUGCGCGAAGUGCUGGAGCUGGAGUUUGGCGUCUCGGACAUGGAGUUGGAGGCGGAGGCUGGGAGCGUCUGCUUGUCACUGCAGGAGGAGCAGACCAGCAGGAUCCGGAGCCUGAUGGCCACGGAGCAGAGCCCGCUGCUGGAAGCCAUCUGCCACUGCCUGGAGGAGCAUGGCCAGCCCUCUGGGAGCGAGCUGCUGCCCAGCUUUGAGGACAGCGCCAUCCAGAACCUUGCGAAGAUCCUGUGCCUGGACCCCCAGCAAGCAAAGGAGAAGGUGUUCCUGCUCAGCUUGUACGGGCUAAUGUUGCGGGAGUGUGGCGAUGCAGCGCUGGUGAAGCGGUACCUGACCCGCCUCCUGGAUCUGUCACAUCAGAGCUGCAGCCAGCGGGAGGGCAUUGCGUUUGCUGUGGGCCUGGCGUCUGCCUCGCACCUGGAGGUGGUGUGGGCCAUGCUGGAGCACCUGGGCCGCACCCGUUUCCUGAGGUCGGCCCUCAGGGACACCCAGGAUGAGACCCUGAGGUCCAGCUUCCUGUCGGCAGCCUCCAUGCUCACGAAAACCCUCCAGCAGGAGUACAACACGCAGAGUUACAGGUUCACGCAGAUCCCAGAGCUCGUCCAGUGCCUGUUGUGCAUCCUGCAGAAGGAGCCCAACUUCCUGGCUUCCCCCUUCCGGCCAAAGAUCAUCCUGGUCGUGGUGGGGCUGAGCAAGCUGCGGCCACACCUAAAGCCGUUGGUGAAGGACAGGGUCCUGCAGGUCUGCUUCAGCAGCGUCUUCAUGCUCCCACCCGUGCCCACAGAGACGCCGGAGGGCUGCCCUGCUCUGAUGCAGCUGGAUCCCAACGCCACGGAGACCCUGCUCCUGAAGGAGGGCAAGGUGGGGGAGCAGCGUGCAGCCUUGCUAUGGGGCCACAGUGAGGCGCUGUUCAAGGAGACCAUGUGCGCCCUCAACCUGCUGCUGCGUACCUUCAUCACCCAGAACAGCAGCAUGGAUGAGGUCUGCUUCCUCCUGCAGCACACAGAGCCCUGGCUGAUGUCUGACAAGAUCCACGAGCGCCAGCGAGCAGUGCAGUCCAUCCUCCUGUUCCUGCAGUACCUGGUGGACACUGUCAAGUUCACUGAGGAGGCCACGCCCUCGGCACUGGGCCACCAGAUCGGCCUGCUGACCCUGUUGUGGCGGGAUGAGGACAGGACGACCUGCAGGUGCUCCCACCAGUGUGUCUCCCUGCUGCUGCAGCUCACAGUCCAGCAGAAAGGGAAGACACAGGAAGCCAUCUACCCAAAUAAGCUGAAGCAAAGUGAGUUCUGGUCUCCUAGAGACUGGGAGGCGAAGCUCUACAGCAUGGCCAAAGCCUUCGAGCAGGACCUCACGGUGGCACAGCACACACAGCUGGUCCUGACCCUCCUGCACAGCCUCUGCAGCCAUAACCACCUGCGCUGUGACCUGGCCUCCAAGCUCCUCCUCAUGAUGUUUGAGGAGGCGGGGCUCAAGGUGGAGCAGGUGGCGGAAGUCCUGCACAGCCUGUUCCAGAAGCUACCAGACAUCCCCCUGCAGGACGUCCAGCAGACCAUUCUGAAGGCCAUGACCACCCUGGGCAGCCAGCACCCCCAGGAGACAGUGGAGGUGGUGCUGUCCCUGUGCCAUCCCUCAGAGAGGAGGACCCUGCCCCUGUGGAAGGCCCUGGCCGCAGACUGCCGGCUGGCCCGCAGAGUCAUCACUCUGCUGUAUGUGAAGCUUAGACUGAGGCCACCCCGGGACGUGACCCGCUCAAGCUGCCAGACCCAGCUCAUCUCCCUGCUGGCCCUGGGCACCAUCUACGAGCUGCUAUACACCCAGGAGUUCAGGUCGGCAAUCCGCUGGGCCUUUGCCGGCAUGCUCCUGGGCCUGCUCACUCAGCUCCACUAUCUGUUUGAGCUAGGUGUGGUGGAGGGCAUGGCCGACUACCAGGAAGACAUGCUGGACAGCAAGCCCCUCGGGCCCUGCAGGACCUGCCUGGAGGCCCUCAAGGGGCUCUUCUGGACAAGCAACUACUGGGAGGUCUUCGCCUCCAUCCAGCUGCUGAGGGGCUGGGAGCUCCUGGAGCAGCUGGACACCUAUGCAGAUGGGGUGAUCCUGCUGGCCAGGGCCAUGGUACAGCAUGACUGUGAGGUGAAGGCCGUCUUGGGCCAGGCUGUCAUCUCCCUGAAGAGUAUGGAGGAGCGAGACAACGUGGUAGCCAUCCUGCUCCUCACAGAGUUCCUCCACAGCCCUGAGGUCUUCCAGUAUGCGUCUCGGAAGAAGCUGGACAACCUUCUGAGCCAGGGCCUGGGCAACUGCAACCAGCUGGUGCGGGCUAUGAGCCUCAAGGGCCUCAGCAGCGUCGCCAUGCACCCUAAGAAGGUGUCCUUGCUGAGGAACCGUAUGGCGGGGCUGCUGGAAAGCUUCCUGCAGCCAGACAGCAAGGACCUCACGGGGCUGAUGGCAGUCCUACACGACAUCCUGCAGUGUCUGGGCUUGCAAGGUGUUGUCUCCGUCAGCCUCAAGCUCGCCCAGCACCUGCUGUCCUUGUUCGAGAACGAGCAGGAGGAGGUGCGUGGUGGUGCCAUCUUACUGUUCGGAGAUGUCAUGGCAAGCUGCAGCCGGAAGACCCGGCAGGCGUUCAAGAGCCUCGCCUUCCAGGCCGUGGUGCCCCUGCUCUUGCACCUGGUGGACCCCUGCCCCCAAGUGGCCUUGAAGUGCAAGUCCACGUUCCUGCGCUGUGCCGUCCUGCUCAAGUGGGAGUUCCGGAAGGAGCUGUUUGGCAAGCUGGCGUGGGGUCACGGGCUGGGUGCCGAAAACGAUGUCUUUGUAUAUGUGGUGGAAAGCAACUUUGGCAAGUACCACCAGUUCCUCCUGCAGGCCCUGACCUACCUGGGGAGCCCACACAGGCCCUUAAAGCUGGCCGCCAUGAAGUUCAUCGGUGCCCUGCUGCAGGACUACCUCACAGAGCUCUGCUUCUAUCUGAGGAAGGGCGACCUGUCACUCGUCAAGAAAUGCUUCGAGCCCCUGAGGGAGGACAGAGACUUGGCGUGCCGCAGGUUCUACCGGAAUUUCCUGGAGGACGUCACGGAGCUGGCCCGCAACGUGCCCUGA